Molecule: messenger RNA, 2707 nt
Organism: Daldinia loculata
Lineage: Eukaryota; Fungi; Ascomycota; Sordariomycetes; Xylariales; Hypoxylaceae
Product: AAA-domain-containing protein
Exons: 3
Coding region: 262-2397 (711 amino acids)
Cellular component (GO): cytoplasm
Molecular function (GO): ATP binding; ATP hydrolysis activity
Source: RefSeq, a predicted model, not a curated record
GCGAUAUCUUCUCAUUCAUCUGCACCUUACUUCAUGAUUCUAUUUUAUAAAUGAAUUCUUCUGAAGAAAAUAAAGAGAAUACACCUGGGAAUUUAUAACUGACAAUGAUUACGACUAUUAUAAUUAGUGUCAUCAGUCAUACCCAUAAGCCUACUAAGAACGACCCGCCUGGUUGGUUAUUGACUAAGAUUUCAAAGUCAUUUAAAACUUCUUAUACAUACAUCACUUAAACUUGGCUUUACACAUUAAAGCCCACCAGCGAUGGGGAAAGACGACUUCAAAGUUCGGCUACAGCCGCAAGACGUAGCCAACCAGAAGAAUCCCACGUAUAAAAACGCAGCUAAAAUCUUCAUCCAUCCCACCACCUUUGCCCAAGGGGGCUUCACUACCGCACAUCUCUGCAACGUCGAAACGGAUGGGCCUACUCGGUGGGAGGCCGUUGCGUGGCCUGCUCCAGAUAAGAAUGUUGCCAACAACAUUGUCUCUGUCAGUCGAGUAUUCCAGAAACUGGCCAGUCUAGAACUGGGCCAGUUAGCUAAAGUUACUCCUGGCAAUGGGCCGGUUCCUGACGCUGGGGUGGUUAUCAUGAGAGAAAUAACCCCGGAUCCUGUCCCGUUACCUGCUUCGGAACAGACGAGAUGGCAAUAUCAUCUUGAGAGUCGAUUAGAGGUAGCUGAAUUCAUCUUACCAAGCAUGUCAUUUGAUGAUAUCGUCUUAAACGGAUCAAGACGUUCGUUUGUGGUUGCAUCUGUAAAUGGCAGAACUGAUGGUGUUGCCAAGUACGCUCCCGGAUCUACGGUCGUCGAGUUUUCCAACGAAGACGCUGUCCAGACUAGGGGUAAAUUAGAAGUUGGCCCGCUUCCAGGAAUGAAGCGCCAGAUAGAAGAGCUUAACGAAUUCUUCAACGACUUUGAUGUCGAGUUUGAAGGAUAUACUACACCAACUUACUCCUGUGGGAUCGUUAUUUAUGGAAGUCAUGGGACGGGGAAGUCGAUGUUACUUGAUCAUAUCGCUACAACGAACUGGGGCAGAGUUGUUCGACUAAGUUAUAGUGACAAGUCGUCAACUAUCCAGACCUGUUUUAAAACUGCCCUGGAGCAGCGCAGUCCUACCAUCCUCUUAUUAGAUGAUAUAACAAAGUUAAUAGGCAAGGAACAGUCGAAUCGCCAGGUGAUGGUUGAGACAAUUGGCGAAGGGCUUGAUGCAUUAUCGAAUAGGGCGCGCCAACAAAAUAGGAGACCGCAUGUCUUAGUCAUUGCUACCUGCCUUGACUUCUUAAACGACAUUCCUCACGCCCUUCAACGACCUGGCCGGUUCGAGGAACAUAUUGCUCUUCCCGUCCCGGAUGCACAAGGACGCAAAGAGAUCAUCCGUUAUCACAAGCCAACCUUCGACCCGGAUGUGUUUGACCAAUACGUAUCAGACCUUGGUGACCGGACGCAUGCGUACACCGGCGCGGAUCUACGGAAGGUUCUCUACCGUGCUACAAAAGCAUGGAGGAAGCGAGUAGGAAGUCCUUCCAAGACGGAACCCUUGAUAUGGGAUGAUGUGACAAAGGGGCUGCAUGAAGUGCGACCUACCGCUAUGCACGAUAUAAACCUCAAGCCGCCUACUGUGCGCUGGAGUGAUAUUGGUGGCUACGAGGAAGUCAAAGUUGCCUUGCAGAGAGUGCUCCGGCGUCCUACGGGUCCUCGUGCGAGGAUGUCGAAGCCACCAAAGGGUGUCCUUCUCUACGGCCCGCCCGGUUGCUCCAAGACCAUGACGGCCCAAGCCAUGGCGACAGAAUCCGACUUCAACUUUUUCGCCGUGAAGGGAGGCGAGCUUCUAAACAUGUACGUUGGCGAGACCGAGCGAUCGAUCCGCAACCUGUUCAAGCGAGCACGCGAGGCCAGCCCCAGUAUUAUAUUCUUCGACGAGUUCGACUCGAUCGCAGGAUCGCGGUCGGGCGGUAGUACGGGCGGAGGCGUGCAAGCGCUCACCACGCUACUUACAGAAAUGGAUGGGUUCGAGCGCAUCGGUGAGGUGUUCGUGCUAGCAGCAACGAACAAGCCGGAGCUUCUGGACUCGGCAUUACGGCGGCCGGGCCGCUUCGACGAGCUGAUCUAUGUGCCGCUACCAGACGCUAAGGCACGCGAGGCCAUUUUCGCCGCCAAAGCCAGGGAGUUAGGUUUCCCGGAAGAUGGGACUGUUGACCUACCGGAGCUGGCACGCCAGAGCGAGGGGUACUCAGGGGCGGAGGUCGCACGGAUCUGCGACAAGGCGUUCUGGGAUGCGGAUGAGGACGAGGGGAUCUCGGCUAUGGGGGUGCUGCUUACGGCGAUACAGAAGACGCCGAAGUUGGUUACGAGGGAUAUGCUGGAUCAUUAUAGGGAGUGGCAGGAGAAGUUUAGGUCGUAGGGGGUCUGCCUAGCUAGGAGGUAAAUGUUUACCUGGGCAUAUAUGACAUCGCUUUGUGAUAGAUAGGGGACUAAGUGCCGGAACUUAGUACGACGGCUUAGAAGUUAUACCUGCUAACACUAGACUCACUCGCAUAUUGAUGAUAUGAGAGGUAUUUAGUUCCAAAGGAAACAUGCGCCAAAAUUCGAUAGUCCAAAUGGGAUGGUAUGGGUUUACACAUGCCUCUACAUCACUCUGGUACCUACUGGCUUCGUAAUCUGCGCCACGCUUUGUGAUAUAAGUCUACCUACUUAUGGGAGAACGAAACCGC